UAUUUUUCCAGAUUAAUUUUGGACCUGAAAUAGCAACAAAUUUUGAACUAUGCAGACAAUUAAGUGUGUGGUGGUGGGAGAUGGUGCUGUUGGUAAAACAUGUCUUCUAAUUUCUUAUACGACAAAUAAAUUUCCCUCUGAAUAUGUACCAACGGUGUUCGAUAACUAUGCUGUAACAGUGAUGAUUGGCGGGGAGCCGUACACCUUAGGCCUGUUUGAUACCGCAGGACAGGAAGAUUAUGACAGAUUACGGCCCCUCAGCUACCCACAGACAGAUGUGUUCCUGGUCUGCUUCUCUGUGGUGUCGCCCUCUUCGUUUGAAAAUGUUAAGGAGAAGUGGGUCCCCGAAAUCACUCACCAUUGUCCGAAGACUCCGUUUCUGCUCGUCGGGACCCAGAUUGACCUCCGAGACGACCCCUCGACGAUCGAGAAGCUCGCCAAGAAUAAGCAGAAGCCCAUCACUCCCGAGGCUGCGGAGAAACUGGCGCGGGACUUAAAAGCCGUCAAAUACGUGGAAUGCUCUGCGCUCACACAAGUAAGCCCCACCCACCCCUGUUUAAAUCAAUGUCCGCGGCUGUUGUUAGCGGAAGGGGAAGUGUGGGGGGGGGGAUCUUCAGAGAGCAACGGGGUAAGAUCCGGCAGGUAAGUUCCUCUUGAGAAG
Messenger RNA from Thamnophis sirtalis, 661 nucleotides. NCBI's taxonomy places the organism in Eukaryota, Metazoa, Chordata, Lepidosauria, Squamata, Natricidae. The record is from RefSeq and is a predicted model, not a curated record.